Nilaparvata lugens (brown planthopper) is the source of this 524-nucleotide messenger RNA. RefSeq names its product cohesin subunit SA-1-like. Gene Ontology annotation, molecular function: chromatin binding. The annotation marks the transcript as partial. The transcript is spliced from 4 exons. The record is from RefSeq and is a predicted model, not a curated record. Gene Ontology annotation, biological process: sister chromatid cohesion. Gene Ontology annotation, cellular component: nucleus; cohesin complex; chromatin. NCBI's taxonomy places the organism in Eukaryota, Metazoa, Arthropoda, Insecta, Hemiptera, Delphacidae.
GAACUUGCUAAACGGUUCGCUUUGUCGUUCGGUCUGGACGCCAUUAAGAACAGAGAGGCGAUCACAGCGCUGCACAGAGACGGCAUACUGUAUGCGGUGCAAACCGGGGACUCAGUGGAGGAUCCAACCGGACCGCCGCCCAAUCUGCCCUUCCUCGAAAUACUCACCGAGUUCACCAACAAACUACUCAAACAGGACAAACGCAUUGUACUCAACUUCCUGGACCGGAGGAUAACGGCGGGAAUGCCGUCAAGCCGCGGCGAGGACUGGCAGCCAGUGUUUACUUACCGCAACUCACUCGUUCACGGCGAAACUGACCAGCCACUGGUCACAUCUAAGCGCGCCUACACUCGCAAGAAGAAGGAGAUCUUUGACGACGAGAUGGGUGAUGACGCUGAAGAACCAGGAUCUGAUCCGGAAUUCAAUAUGGGAGCUGGUCCAAUUGAUGAUUCCAAAUUGCCGCUUAAGAAGAAGAAGAAAGUAGGAAGGUGAGUUUUGCCCUAGCUGACGAUUUUAAAAUAGUG